AUGCCCCUGUCUGAGGAGCCCUGCUGAACACGGUGUUCUGCAGUUGAACUGAAUAAGGUAUAAAGCAGGCGCCCGCGAUCACCGAGGCACCGAUCAAGGCUUAAUCUCGAACCGCCAUCUCCCCGCUUCCUAGAUCUCGCUAAACCCAGAAUGGCUCCCUUCUCCGCCUCCCGCACCGGCGCUAAGCGCACCGCUGCCCCUCCCGCUGACCACUUCCAGAAGCGACCGAGAGUCGUCCGCGACGACGACUACGAUGAUAGGUCGUCUGACUCCUCUGGCUUCCAUGGACGUGAUGGCCAACACGACUCACGGAAUGGCCGCGACACUGUCCGUGUGCGUGACCCACGCGACAAAGAAGACAAUACCCGAUAUGGAAGGGACCCCAGAAGCGGGCACGAUGCCGAGUACAGUCGUGGCGACUCUGGGAACGGUAAUGGCACCGAGCCCGAGGACGAGGACGAUGUCGAGUCCUUGAUCAUGACUGACCGCUCCCCUCUCGGGAAGCUUAUUCGCGCGAUGCGAGCGACCGAGCACACUGAUCAAGAAAAACUUAUUCUCAAGCCCUGGAAGAAGGCCGCGCGUUUCAUUCCGCGCUGCAUGGGACCCUUCAUCAACCUCAACAACGUGAUUCUGUGCGGAAUUCACUUCGGCGGGCUCAUGCCUGAGGAAUGGGACCUCACCGAUUUCAAGAGCCUCGAUGUCAAGGAGAUACCGAGGCACAUCGAGUAUUACGAGAGCCUUCUCAACCUGAUCCCGCAGCUGGAGGAGGUGCUUCAGCAGGCUCAGGGAAACCGGGAGAUCGUCGGCGUCAUUUCUCACUUCUUCGAGAAACACCUGAAACAGGCUCGCUCGGACGACAGCACGAAAGUCAAGAAUAGUGUUCUCACAUUCAUCCCGAAGAACCUCGACAAUGUUCCGAACAUCGAACAAGACCACGAGAAGCACCAACGCGGCUUCCGCCACCUCGCCACUGGGCGUCUGCUCACUCCGGCAGCGAUUCAAUGGAAGUUCAACGCAGACCCGCAGAGCUUCUGUGACAGCACCCUUGAGGGGUCUGUACAGGUGACUGCUGAUCAUUUCCCCGCGCUCGUGUACUGCGAAGAAGGUUACUUCGCCGACAACCCGGAAGCUGGCUUGCUGAAGGCGCCGCUCAUCUCUGCGGUAUAUCGCCCACUCGCUCACUUCUCCUCCACUUCGCGGUCAGGCCCUGGGAGAAAGUCCCUCGCGAAGGAGUACGGGAUCACCGCCUGUGUUCCGGAAACCAUCGCCUAUGCGACGACCCUGGUAAGUACCUCCCGACUGCUCACAGGUGUUGCAUCUACACAACCUGUCGCAGACUCGCUUCGGUCUUGAUGCCCAAGUUGAGUGGUGCGAGAACGAUGCCGAGUUCGUUUAUCAGAAGUUCUACUUCAACAUCCUCGGCAUGUUCGAAGACCCUGAAUGGGCAGAAGAUGUCCUCGAGUGGUACAACACGUAUGUCGUGAUUCAUGUGCAUACUGCAUGUACCUCAUUCUGACUUAUUGAGCAGUGAAGUCUUCGGUCCCGGACAUC
Molecule: messenger RNA, 1551 nt
Organism: Fomitopsis serialis
Lineage: Eukaryota; Fungi; Basidiomycota; Agaricomycetes; Polyporales; Fomitopsidaceae
Exons: 9
Coding region: 151-1353 (400 amino acids)
Source: RefSeq, a predicted model, not a curated record